Molecule: messenger RNA, 3727 nt
Organism: Leguminivora glycinivorella
Lineage: Eukaryota; Metazoa; Arthropoda; Insecta; Lepidoptera; Tortricidae
Exons: 7
Coding region: 780-1601 (273 amino acids)
Molecular function (GO): protein binding
Source: RefSeq, a predicted model, not a curated record
GCUGUACAGUCUUUAUUGGUUUUUAUUUUAUCUCAUAAGAAUAAAAACAAAACGGAGGUUUAUGAACGAUGGUCCCCUAAUGUCAUUGUCAUGUUGACACUUCUUGUUCUUGUUUUUUUUACGAGUUUUUAGUAAAGUUGUUAUUGUUAUGUUUUAUGUUUAUUUCAUGUUUUAAAGUUUUAAGUACAAUACCUAAUGAUAUCAUGAGUGCUCUUACUUUGACUAAGUUUCCGUGUGAUAAUGAGAUGGCAGCUCCUCGCUACUCAGCUGUUAACUGGGAUGAUAUUCCAACAGAAAUCUUUAUCUACAUUUUUAAGAAACUGAAUAUUACAUCUCUAAGGUGCUGUUUUGCAGUCAGCAGGAAAUGGAGAGAAAUUGCAAUGUGUGUUUGCGAUACACAAGACUUGUGGCAGCCAUUGGUAGAACACGGAAUGGUGUGGAACCUGAAGUCCACUCUUAGCUGGAAAGAGUUGUACUUUAAUUCAUCCUUAUGGACUAAAUUGCCUUCAGCUGUUCCUCUCAAACUUCAUCAAGUGGAAAAGUCAAACAUCAGAAAUAUACAUGUCUACAGGGGUACUAUACUCGGCUUCUUUAUUUAGAAUAAACUUAAGUACACAUUUAAAAUAGACUAAAAAAACAACUCUUCCAUAAUUUCACUUAAUGCAGAUAAAGUAAUAGUGGUGGACUCAAAUGGUUAUGAAUAUUAUGAUAUUGAAAGUUUACAAGUAAUUAGAACCAUUAUAGAACAGGAUUGUGUUGAUGUACAAGAAUCAGAUGACAUGUUGAUGGUAGUCACUGAAACUGAUGAUAGCUAUAACAAAGUGGCCAUAUUCCUGAAGUUGGACAAAGAUUGGGACAUGAGUAAAAAUGUUUCCAUUCCUGCGAUGGAGCUUGGGCGCGGAGGUAUACAUUCCUUUUUUGGGUGUUUGUGUUGGAGAUUGGCCGGAAACCGUGCAUAUGUUAUUGAUGCAAGUGGUGUUCUUUGGGAAUGCUGUGCUAUAGAUAGGGACCUGACAGUUACAGCAUCAGCAAAAUAUUAUGGACUAUUCCCUAGAACAGCAAACUCGCCAAUUCAUCUCACCAGCGGAGAUGUAUAUGUUUCGAUAAACUGUGGUAACUUAGUAACUGUCACUAAAGACAAUAUGAUGUUCAGAAAAGUUAAGAUGACAGAAAUACCUACAAAAGUGAUCGAAAAUUUCAAAAAGACGAAAACGCCGUGCAGAGAAGGCUUCAACACUUUCAACGCGUUUAUAAAAUUUCCUUUGGACACAGAAUUUGUCGACAGAAGUGUAGCACCCCUCAACAUGAUACAUUACCACUAUGUCGAUCCGGAUAUGACCUGCGCCCUGCAGCUUGGAGAUGUGGUAUUUCAAGGAUUCGUAGACGGAGAGAUAAAAAUAACGUUGUUAAGGAAUUAUUUUAAAUUAAACUUGAACGUAAAGCAAUUUGACCAGGAUGAAGUGAGCGAUUGCGCUGUGACCGCACUGGAUAUAUACGAGAUGAAAGGCAUGCACAAGCUGAUGGUUGCCACCAAACAUAAACUGUACGCCAUACUCCUCAAGUAUACGGAAUUACGGACGUCAGACUGGAUGGAGAGUUGAGAGUUGAACAAAUAACAUAACCGGAACUUGGUAAGCUCGAAGUUUCCCUUUCUAUAACAUGCUCCGUAUGUCAAAGAUGGUCAACCAAAUUUUGACACUAAAAAAGGCGCGAAAUUCAUAUUCAACCGCCGCCCCUAAAUAUCCAAUAUUUUUUAUGUCUUAUGGCUCGUUGAUAAUUCCGCCAACGCCAAGGUUUAGGAAGGGACGCGUUUUUGAAGACAAUUGGCCAGUGAGCCCUACAUUUUUCAAAUUUGCCGCCUUUUUUAGUUACUACAUAAACAUGUAUUAUAUUCCUGUUAUCUAACGAAGUAGUUUAAAAUUUGUUAAAAAUAUAUAAUUAUUGGUAGGUACCUGAUAAAAUAAUUAGUAAGACUAAAUAUUGGCAAAAACUUUUUUACCUGUGAUAUUACGUAUAUAUGAUCAAUUUUAGAGAGAAAAAUGAAAUGUGUAAUUAAUUAAACACGUGAAGAUGCUAUGACUAAAAUCACGUUCAAUUAAGUUUUUUACUAUUGUCACUUUGCAAACUAAGAUCAUAUACAUCAGAAUGAUAAUAAACUUAAUAUAUGAAGGUAAAUACUGACUAGUUUAAAUUCAAAGUGUAGAGCACCUAAAUAGGUUGAAAAAUUAAAUAUUGACCAACAGAAAUCUGGCCAGAACAUUUAUGAACCUUAUUUAAAUUAAAUUAACUAUUAAACAAUGCUCUUCUAUUUUCAAUAUAAUGGUUUGUGUAAACAUUGAUGACUUAAACCAAUACUGGAGCUUUUACCGCAUAUUAUUCCAAAUAAUUAAUAGUAUGUCAGUUAUACAUGUUAUUAGACUUUAAAUUUUACCAAACUGUUGUAUAUUAGAACCAGAUUUGUUGGUAACCCUACUAACCCAAGAGACAUUUUGAGUAACGCAAGAGCCUCAAAACAAAAGUGUUUUAAAAAAAGUUGAUUCGCCCACGUAGUUCGUAAGUGCUCUAAAAUAAUUUUAAGUAUAUUUGACGUUUCUAAACAAAGGCGCAAGAAUAAAUAAAAAACUCCGAUAGCUAAAGACGAAUAAAAAUGUAUUUAACAAACAAUGUAAGUUGUACAACAGGACAGAAAUGUAUAAUAAAUAUUUCAGAUACAACAAAACAAAUAAAUCGGUAUUUGAAAACGUGUAUCUUCUAGCAAUGAAGAGCUAUACCUAUCAUUGUUUUAAAAAAAAAUAUUGGGGUAAAUACUGCCUUUGACUGAAUUGAUUGCAUCUUUGAUAGUUGCAGUAUCUCGUCGUUGCUAUCCGUCUUACAUGUUUUAAUUUACAAGCCGUAAUAUAAUUAAAAAUAAAAAUGUAGCUAAGUAUAAGUAUGUAUCCUGUGUACAUCUAUUGACUUAAAAUCUAUAUUCUACGCGUGUACCAGACACUUGACUUACAAAUAAGUAAUAAGCUACGUACGUAUGUUGUACAUGUCGACUGAGCAUUAAUUACAUUUUUUUGUUAUUUAAUAGUAUUUUUUAAUGUACACACAUAUAAAUAAAUAUAUUAUAAACAUGACAAUCUUUAAUAUUUUUUUAAUUAAUCGUAGGCAAGAGACCUUGUAGUGUGGGCAAUUCUUAAAAGAUAAAACGAUAUUGUACAGGAUAUGUAGUUAUCAAUAAUUAACUAAAAUUUUCUUUUUAGAACACAUAAUACCUACACAUACAAAAGUCACCUAAUAGUGUAUUAGGAACGCUGACUGAAUAACUACGCAUUUAUGACAAUUAUGACUAAAACAAGACUAGCUAUUCACUUUUAAUAGCAAUUAAAUACCAGCUGCCCUCAACUUAUUUUUAACUCAAGGACGACAAUCCUGAUAUUUUCGAUUACGAAAUUGUUUCUCUCUAAAAAGCAGUGCUCGGUAAAUAGCAGUUACCUACCUACCAACUUGGUAUUUUCCUAUAUUUUGUAGUUUCGAAUUAUCUCAAUAGAAGUGAUUCUCAGAAGUCACUUCAUCAAAAUUUAUUCUAAAUUAAUUAUUUUCGACCAUGUUAAGCUAUAUUUUCCUUUAUUAAUAGCUACAAUUAUCGACUUCGAAUCAAUCGUUUAUGAAACGCUGAGAACUAUCAAAUUCACCUCGUCAAUCUGACGUCUUUCUAACUCAGGAACCAUUACGUUUCGACACU